UGGGAGCGCUGCGGCGGGAGCCGAGGACUAUGAGCGGCGCGCGGUGCCCGGAGCCCAGCCCAGCCCUGCCCUGCGCGGUGCCCAGACCUCGGCGCGGCACCAGGUGCUGGGAACUUUGGGCACUGCCUCUGGGACCCCCUGCCGGCCAGCGGGCAGGAUGGUGAGCUCCCUGCAGCCUGUUCUGUGGGCAGGGGUGGGCAGAGCCAGGCAUGGGGGACCCCCGUGUGGUGUGUGUGUGCUGGAAGCUGCCUCACACCUGAUAAAAAAAGCCAGUGGAGGAGCCAGCGCUGCUAUUUUAAGUUGCUGAAUGGAACCUCUGGGGAUGUCAAGGGGAGGGGACAAAGAUUAGCAGAGAGAGGGCCUGCCGCCCCACCGGCCUGGGCAGAUGCUGCAUGUGCCAAGUGGGGCACAUCUCCACAGGCAGCUGGAGCUCCAGGCCGCCUGGGCUCCCCGCCCCCUCCCAAGCGGGCCUCCCCACCCCAGGCUUCCCUGACCACAGGUGCCCGCCUCGUGCCCCUUGGUGCCUGUCUGCUGAUGUGUCCAGUCUGUGCCCGCCAUGCCGCCCUCCGUCUCGGCCUUCCAGGCCGCCUACAUCGGCAUCGAGGUGCUCAUCGCCCUGGUCUCCGUGCCCGGGAACGUGCUGGUGAUCUGGGCGGUGAAGGUGAACCAGGCUCUGCGGGAUGCCACCUUCUGCUUCAUCGUGUCACUGGCGGUGGCUGAUGUGGCGGUGGGCGCCCUGGUCAUCCCCCUGGCCAUCCUCAUCAACAUUGGGCCACAGACCUACUUCCACACCUGCCUCAUGGUGGCCUGUCCAGUCCUCAUCCUCACCCAGAGCUCCAUCCUGGCCCUGCUGGCCAUCGCCGUGGACCGCUACCUCCGUGUGAAGAUCCCACUCCGGUACAAGAUGGUGGUGACCCCCCGGCGGGCAGCCGUGGCUAUCGCCGGCUGCUGGAUCUUGUCCUUCGUGGUGGGCCUGACGCCUAUGUUUGGCUGGAACAAUCUAAGUGAGGUGGAGCAGGCCUGGGCGGCCAACGGCAGCGUGGGGGAGCCCGUGAUCAAGUGCGAGUUCGAGAAGGUCAUCAGCAUGGAGUACAUGGUCUACUUCAACUUCUUCGUGUGGGUGCUGCCCCCGCUGCUCCUCAUGGUCCUCAUCUACCUGGAGGUCUUCUACCUGAUCCGCAAGCAGCUCAACAAGAAGGUGUCGGCCUCCUCGGGCGACCCGCAGAAGUACUACGGGAAGGAGCUGAAGAUCGCCAAGUCGCUGGCCCUCAUCCUCUUCCUCUUCGCGCUCAGCUGGCUGCCCCUGCACAUCCUCAACUGCAUCACCCUCUUCUGCCCCUCCUGCCACAAGCCCAGCAUCCUCACCUACAUUGCGAUCUUCCUCACGCACGGCAACUCGGCCAUGAACCCCAUCGUCUAUGCCUUCCGCAUCCAGAAGUUCCGGGUCACCUUCCUUAAGAUCUGGAAUGACCACUUCCGCUGCCAGCCUGCACCCCCCGCCGAUGACGAUCUCCCCGAAGAGAGGCCUGAUGACUAGACUUCUGCUCCCUCUCGCCCUCGUCCUGCGGGGUCUCAGCCCAAUCCUCACCUCCCUGCCGUCCCACGGGUCUCCCUGAGCCUGCCCCGGCUGGGCUGUGGGUUGUGGGCACGGGGCAGGCUCUGAAGAGAUGCCAACGGGGCAGGGGCCCCUCCACAAGGAGUUAACUGCCCUGCACACCUGGGUCCUGCAGAAGGCCUAGGGGGGCAGUCCACGGGGAAGGAACCGGGUGCCCUGAGGCAAAAGAGAGUGUUUUGAGCCCCCACCUGCUGACCAUCCCCCUGAGCUGUCCAGUGCUUCAGGGCUGGGCAGGUCCUGGGAGGCUGGGACUGCGGAGGGGCCACCUCCCUCAGGCCCUGCAUUCAGGUCUGAGCUGUACCCACCUGGGGCGGGAGAAGGUGCUCAGGCUUCUGCAGUGAGGCAGGGAGUCUGCUUGUCUUAGGUAUUGGUGAGGCAGCCCUGGGACCAAGCUUAAGGAGAGAACAUCACCCCCAAGAUGGAGGGAAGAAAGGAAUGGGGGAUGUCUUGGCCUUCUCUCCUGUUCAGUAUGAGAAGGCAGCCAGAAGCAGCUAAGGGACAGGAAGCAAGGAGCCUCUGUCCCCUACCUCUGAGGACUCUGGGCCCUCGGCCAUAUCGGGUGCCAGGCUCCCUGCUCUUCUUGCCCUGGGCAGCCAGGAUUGGGCUUGGGAGAGGCUGAAAGAGUAGGUCCAGAAGUCAUUCUGACAUUUUAUUCUCCACCAGCCCUUGGACCCCAGACUGGGGGCUCUGAGCCCUGGGGAAUGAGUUUUGCACGGUAGCGCUGCUUUCAAAUAGCCACUAGGCGGCAGCACUGAGCCUUCGUGCCCUGUGCUUUCAGAAGAGGAGCCGGGAGUGUAAUUACCCUCAAGAUGGUCCUGAACUUUCCUAGGCAACAUCAUCUCUGCUGCAUCUGGGCCUGAUGGAGAGGAGAAUCCCAGACACACCAACUUCUGGGAGCAUUCUGUCUGCCUGGGAGGGGUGGACAAGGGUCCUCAAAGGACCGGUGCUGACUGUGGACACUCCUGGGGUGGGCCGUGGCAGGCUGAAGCUGGCCAGGGGAGACCCUAAGACUGUGGGGGAGGUCUUGUUGGCUUAAAUACCCUAAAUGCCCCUGGUAUUUAGCUCAGUUUCCAGAGCUUCUGUUACAGAGGGGGUCUAGGCCUUCAGGGAACUGGCAAAGGACCAACCCACCCCCUGCCAAGCCUGGAGCCUCUCUGUAGAGAGGCAGGGUGGGGGAGGGGAGGUGGUCAUCAAGUUGACAGGUUCUGAGAGUGAAAGCGACUCCGGGCUUUCAUUCCAGGCCCCUCCCUCUGUUGGCGAUGGGAGUGUCCCCUGGCUCCCAGGGGAGGCCCACUUGACUAAUAAAAGAUUAAACCCUU
Carlito syrichta (Philippine tarsier) is the source of this 2934-nucleotide messenger RNA. It is a transcript of the gene ADORA1, whose product is annotated as adenosine A1 receptor. The record is from RefSeq and is a predicted model, not a curated record. Gene Ontology annotation, biological process: G protein-coupled adenosine receptor signaling pathway. The coding region runs from base 557 to 1537 and encodes 326 amino acids. Gene Ontology annotation, molecular function: G protein-coupled adenosine receptor activity. The transcript has 2 exons. Gene Ontology annotation, cellular component: membrane; dendrite; synapse. NCBI's taxonomy places the organism in Eukaryota, Metazoa, Chordata, Mammalia, Primates, Tarsiidae.